AUGCAUUUCCGAACUUCUGAAGAAUAUUCUAUGGAUACCUAUGCCUCUGCAAAGGUUCCAAUGGGAUUUAGAAACAAGAUCUUCUCUAACCCAUCAGAGACAAAUCAAGAGCUUCAAACAUUCAUUAAAUCCUUGAAGAAUCCGAGUAAUGAGGUUCUGACUCCUAAAAACACUGUAGAUGAUCCUUAUCGGAAUGAAGCUGCUAUAACUGGAGAUGUUCCUGAUUUGAUAAAUGUUUCGGACGAUCCUCUAAAGUUUACAGGUGUAGAACUUCCUGAGCCUAAUGUUGAAGAUGAUCUUUCCGAUGAGAUCAUGUUUGAUGAUGACAAUACUUUGGCUGGUAUUAUUCUUGUUCUCUCUACCAUCGAUUGCUUUGUCUCAGUCUUACCCUUGAAGAUGCCGAAGCAUGCUAGAAGGAGAACAUGGAUUAUCACAUCUCCACUGUCACCAUGA
Molecule: messenger RNA, 453 nt
Organism: Lactuca saligna
Lineage: Eukaryota; Viridiplantae; Streptophyta; Magnoliopsida; Asterales; Asteraceae
Source: the annotation of a GenBank genome assembly